This is a messenger RNA of Grosmannia clavigera kw1407, 2082 nucleotides long. RefSeq names its product ATP dependent RNA helicase. Gene Ontology annotation, molecular function: RNA binding; ATP binding. NCBI's taxonomy places the organism in Eukaryota, Fungi, Ascomycota, Sordariomycetes, Ophiostomatales, Ophiostomataceae. The record is from RefSeq and is a predicted model, not a curated record. Bases 1 to 2082 code for a protein of 693 amino acids. The transcript has 2 exons. Gene Ontology annotation, cellular component: catalytic step 2 spliceosome; intracellular anatomical structure.
AUGGCAGACCUCGAGCUAGGGGCGUCAUUCAUCCCGAUACUCUACAAGCCGGCUGCCUUGCUCCCCAUUACCAAGCAUCGUGAGAGUCUCUUAUACGUCAUUGCGACGUACCCAGUAACCAUCGUGGUCGGCCAGACAGGUUCUGGAAAGACGACCCAGAUCCCACAAUAUUUGGAAAGGGCUGGAUGGUGCAAUGAUGGAAAGGUGAUUGCGAUCACACAGCCCCGGCGAGUUGCAGCUACAACGGUUGCGCUGCGAGUGGCCGAAGAGUUUGGCUGUGAGGUUGGAAAAGAGGUUGGCUAUUCGAUCAGGUUUGAGGAUGUCACCUCAGCAGCCACACGGAUCAAGUUCAUGACGGACGGGCUUCUGAUUCGCGAAGCCCUUGUUGACCCACUGCUCUCUCGCUACUCGGUCAUCAUGGUCGACGAAGCACAUGAGCGGUCGAUCAGCACGGACAUACUGCUUGGGCUUCUGAAGAAGAUCCGAAAACGGCGGCCGGAGCUACGUAUCAUCAUCAGCAGCGCCACCCUGCAGGCGGACGACUUCAUCGCCUAUUUUUCCGCCUCGGAAGAGGGCAGCCACGGCACCAAGAGCAAAGCGGACGAGACCGAGAUGGUGGACGAUGCCGACGAGAGCAAGAUCGGCACGGUAGUCAGCCUCGAGGGCAGGACCUAUCCCAUUGACGUCCUCUAUGCCGAGAGUCCCGUCGAGGACUAUGUGGAGAGAGCGGUGGCCACGGUGCUGGCGAUACACGAGCAAGAACCGGACGGCGACAUUCUUGUCUUUCUCACGGGCCGCGACGAGAUCGAGACGGCAGUGCAGGCCGUGGCGGAGCGCGUGGCCGCGCAGGAGUCGCUGUCGGCGCGGCGCGCCCUGUUGCCGCUGCCGCUGUUUGCCGGACUGCCGACGGACGAGCAGAUGUACGUGUUUGAGGAGGCGGCCGAGGACACGCGCAAGGUGAUCUUUGCGACGAACAUUGCCGAGGCGUCGGUGACGAUCAACGGCAUCGUGUACGUGGUGGACAGCGGGUUCGUCAAGGUGCGGGCGUACAAUCCGGCCACGGGCAUCGAGACGUUGACGGCAACGGCGGUGUCCAAGGCGGCGGCAGCCCAGCGGGCCGGCCGAGCCGGACGCACGCGACCGGGCAAGUGCUUCCGGCUGUACACGGAGACGGCGUAUUUCGGGCUGGCCGACACCAACGUGCCAGAGAUCCAGCGGUCGAACUUGGCGCCGGUGGUGCUGCAGCUCAAGGCGCUGGGCAUCGACAACGUGUUGCGGUUCCCGUACCUGACGGCACCGCCGGCCGAGCUGAUGACCAAGGCGCUGGAGCUGUUGUACGCUCUCGGCGCGCUGGAUGACUACGCCAAGCUGACAAAGCCGCUCGGGCUGCGCAUGGCCGAGCUCGCCGUCGAGCCCAUGAUGGCCAAGACGCUGUUGGCGGCCCCCCAGUUUAACUGUCUGGGCGAGAUGCUGACGAUCGCGGCCAUGACGAGCCGCGAGAGCAGCAGCAGCGUCUGGGUCGACGGCGGGCGCGAGGACCGUCGUGGGCUCGAGUCGUCGCGGCGGAAGUUUGCGGCCGAUGAGGGCGAUCACGUGACUCUACUCAACGUGUACCAGGCAUUUGUCACCAAGGGCAAGGGCGAGUCGCGGUUCUGCCGCGAGAACCGGCUGAACUUCCAGGUGCUCAAGCGUGCCGUCAGCGUUCGCGCACAGCUGAAGCGAUUCAUGGAGCGCUUUGGCAUCGAGGUGUCGGGAGAGCAGCAGCAACAAGACCAUGAACGACAGACACGACCGCUGCCACAGCACGCCACCAACAAGGCGGAGCAGAUCCGGCGCUGCCUUACGAUGGGCUACUUUUCACAGGCCGCACGGAUGCAGGCAGACGGCUCCUUUUGCAACGUGGCCGGCGGCACCGUCCUGCACGCCCACCCCAGCUCGCUGCUGUUCAACCGUAAGGCCGACUGGGUCGUCUUCCACGAAGUGGUGGAAACGGGCGACAAGAUAUACAUCCGGGACGUGACCAAGAUCGAGAAGGCAUGGCUGCUCGAGUACGCUCCUAACUUUUACCACACGGGCAGCUAG